AUACACACCCAGAGAGCUGCUUCGGAAAGCGUUGGCCUCCACUUUCAUCUCUGUAAUCUCUUAUAAACAGAGCUUCCGCAACACACAUAAACUGUGGUCAUGGCGGACAAGCAGAAGGAAAGUACAAUGGAGGAAACUUCAACAUGGGCAGUUGCGGCGGUGUGCUUCGUGUUGCUUGCCAUUUCAAUCUUCAUUGAACAUAUUCUUCAUGCUAUUGGAAAGUGGCUAAAACACAAACACAAACGAGCUCUUUACGAAGCGCUUGAAAAGAUCAAAGCAGAGCUUAUGCUGUUGGGAUUCAUAUCCUUGCUCCUGACAGUGUUACAAGAUCCCAUUUCUACCAUAUGCAUACCCAAGAGAGUCGGAGCCACGUGGCAUCCCUGUGAAACGGUGAAGAAUGGGACAACCAACAUAGAUUCUGGAGAUUCCGAGGAUUCUGAGGACAGCAAUGGUCGGAAACUGCUCCAAUUUUUGGAUUCUGGCUUCUCUGCUCGUCGGAGAUUAGCUACAAAAGGAUACGACAAGUGCAAAGAAAAUGGAAAAGUUGCCUUCAUGUCUGCAUAUGCGAUUCACCAGCUCCAUGUGUUCAUCUUCGUCUUGGCACUUUUUCAUGUGAUUUUUUGCAUACUCACCCUUGCUUUGGGCAGAACGAAGAUGAGAAGAUGGAAGCUUUGGGAGGACGAAACGAGAACACUUGAAUAUCAAUAUCAUAAUGAUCCAGAGAGGUUUAGGUUUGCAAGGGAAACUUCAUUUGGGCGAAGGCAUAUGAGCUUCUGGAGCAAGUCAACGGUUUCUCUUUGGGUGGUGUGUUUCUUCAGACAAUUCGUCAGAACAGUUACUAAGGUUGAUUACAUUACACUUAGACAUGGAUUUAUCAUGGCACACUUGGCACCAGAAAGUGAAAUAAAGUUUGAUUUUCAAAAGUACAUCAAGAGAUCACUUGAAGAGGAUUUUAAAGUUGUGGUGGAGAUCAGUCCAAUCAUAUGGGGCUUUGCAGUGUUAUUCCUAUUGUCCAAUGCAUAUGGAUGGCAUUCUUCUCUAUGGCUACCAUUUGUACCAUUGUUUAUAAUCCUGUUGGUGGGGACAAAGCUACAAGUGAUAAUUACAAAAAUGGGGCUAAGAAUUCAAGAGAGAGGAGAUGUGAUCAAGGGUACACCUGUGGUACAGCCAGGUGAUGACCUCUUCUGGUUUGGACGCCCUCGGUUCCUUCUCUUUCUCAUUCACUUCGUUCUCUUUCAGAAUGCAUUUCAACUGGCCUUCUUUGCUUGGGGUGUGUAUGAAUUUGGCACAGAUUCUUGCUUCCACGAACGCACUGCAGAUAAGGUCAUCAAACUCUCAAUGGGGGUCAUCAUACAAGUUCUCUGCAGUUAUGUGACUUUGCCACUCUAUGCUCUAGUGACUCAGAUGGGGUCUUCCAUGAAGCCCACCAUCUUCAACGAUCGAGUGGCGGAUGCAUUAAGAAGCUGGCAUCGGACUGCCAGAAAGAACACAAGGCAAAGCCAUCAUCAUUCUGAGACAAAUUCACCAUUUUCAAGUAGGCCGGCCACUCCCACGCACGGGAUGUCCCCUGUUCACCUCCUGCAUAACUAUCAGCACAGUAGCCUCGACAGCUUGCACACGUCUCCAAGAAAGUCAAAUGUUGAGAAUGAUCAUUUAGGCGUGGUGGAGUUGGGAUUCCGUAGGAAACAAAUUAGUGGAGAAGAAGAUUCUUCGCAUUAUUCAUACAAAAAAGAAGAUUCUGUGCACUCUGAGCAGCAGCAAGAGAGGGAGAUUCAAGAGCAAAGCCCAUUGCAAUUGCCGCAAACACCGGGAGCCAUCCGUACCCAACAUGAAGUCAACAUUAGUCUCUCGGAAUUCACAUUUCGCAGAUGAAUAUAUAUAUAUACCCACCAAUAGAGUUUGGAUCAUAGGAGAAUGUUGUUCACUUAUACCACAAUGUACAUUUUUUUUUUGUCCAUGACAUAAC
This is a messenger RNA of Corylus avellana, 1966 nucleotides long. Lineage: Eukaryota; Viridiplantae; Streptophyta; Magnoliopsida; Fagales; Betulaceae. The record is from RefSeq and is a predicted model, not a curated record.